Molecule: messenger RNA, 2548 nt
Organism: Myotis davidii
Lineage: Eukaryota; Metazoa; Chordata; Mammalia; Chiroptera; Vespertilionidae
Gene: DRGX
Product: dorsal root ganglia homeobox
Exons: 5
Biological process (GO): regulation of transcription by RNA polymerase II
Molecular function (GO): DNA-binding transcription factor activity, RNA polymerase II-specific; RNA polymerase II transcription regulatory region sequence-specific DNA binding
Source: RefSeq, a predicted model, not a curated record
AUGCAAGGCUCUGAGGCGGGGAGUGAGGUGCAUUGGACAGAGUGCAGCUGGGAGCUGGGAGCUGGGAGCUGGAAGGUGGAUGAAGCCUCCACCUCAAGCCAGUGGCCCUUGCUUGAGACCCGAAUUUCUCGACAGGAGAACUGGGCUGUCUUGGGAACAGGCACUGCGCCCUUCGGCAACCACCCUCCUGGAGAUUUUGACGAUGGGUUCCUGCGCAGAAAACAGCGCCGGAACCGGACAACCUUCACGCUUCAGCAGCUGGAAGCUCUGGAGGCAGUUUUCGCCCAGACGCACUACCCCGAUGUAUUCACCAGAGAAGAGCUGGCCAUGAAAAUAAACCUCACGGAAGCCAGAGUGCAGGUUUGGUUCCAGAACCGAAGGGCAAAAUGGAGGAAAACAGAGAGAGGGGCCUCCGACCAGGAGCCAGGAGCCAAGGAGUCCAUGGCAGAGGUGACCUCGCCGCCGGUGAGAAAUGCCACUUCCCCACCCCCUGGGGACCAGGCCCGGAGCAAGAAGGAGGCCCUGGAGGCCCCGCAGAGGUGAGGCUGGCGGGACCCCGGGGACUGCGGGCUGGUGGGCGCGUGGGGCUGAGAGCUCAUUGCUUUUCUUUCCCUGUCCGCCCAGGCCCUGUCCCAUGUUGCGUCCCUGAAAGGGGGCCCGCUGUGCUCUUGCUGUGUCCCCGACCCCAUGGGGCUCUCCUUCCUCCCGCCCUACGGCUGCCAGAGUAACCGCACGGCCAGCGUGGCCGCCCUGCGCAUGAAGGCCCGCGAGCACUCGGAGGCCGUCCUGCAGUCGGCCAACCUCCUGCCAGCCACCAGCAGCAGCCCCGGCCCUGCGGGCAAGCCAGCGCCCCCCGAUGGCAGCCAGGACAAGACCCCUUCUGCCAAGGAACAGAGUGAGGGUGAGAAGAGUGUAUGAGGGAGAGCCACGCCGGCACCCUCCCCAUCCCUGUUCCUCCCAGCCUCAGCCCCAUGGAAGACGCAAAAGAACAAGGAGAAGCCUGCGCCCAGAGCCUCCUCCCGGACUCCGGAAGGGAUGAGACCACAGCUCCCUUGCUGCCUGGGGAGUGCCUCUGGCGUCCUGCCAGCAGCCCACGUUGUCCUGGCUUCUUUGGUGACAGGUCCUGAUGGCACUGGUGGCACCGGAGCCGACUCUGUGGUGGGACCUGUCGGGUUUCCUUCUGUGCCCAGAAGUCUUGGGGGGAAGUAGAGUUGCUGCCCCCAUCACCUUCCUGUCCAUUUCCUGGGCUGCCAUUGAUGGUCUGGUCAACUCAGAGAACUGUGACAUGAGACGCACGGGCUAUGAAAUGGGACUGUCCUUGGUCCAUUAAGAACCAGGAAACUGCUGUAAUUCCAACCAACUCUUACUCCCUCUCCCAAGUCCAGCAGCCAUGCCCCCCUUCCUCUUGUUGAAGUCUAUUGGUUGUGGGCUUGGAUAGUUAGAAGGUGAGAGGAUGUGGGGUGGGGAGAGGCUGAUGGGGUGCAGCCUCUCUCAGGGGUACACGGUGGCUCUGCCCCUCGCAGUUCUCACUGGCUCUUGUGGCCACACAGGCUGCCGGCUCCGGGAACUGGGGCCACAUCCUGACACUGCCAGCGUGGAGCGGUGUGGCCGCCCGCGGCAGGCCUGCCCCUCCGGACUGGCCUCUCGGUCAGUGAACAGCAGCGCGCUGGUCCAGGAAGCUGUGCGCCCUCGGAGGGGAGGGGCCCCAGGAUGCUUCUGACACAGGUCGCAUCCAGACUGACCACCUGUCCGCGGGUCCCCGGCCGCAUAGGGAGCUCUCCGGUGGUUGUUUGGCUUUUUAACUGAAGGAAAAAUAGCAGGAGACAAGAUGAGAGCGGUGUACGCGCAGAAUGGAGCGUGGGCGAGGGCUUCCUCGGGGGACGGGAGCUCGUUCCAAAGGGCCAAACCGCAGAGACUCAGAGUUGGUCUAGGCUAGGGUGUCUGUUUCCUCACCUUCUCUGUGUGGGUAGUGGACUCGAAGAGAUCAAAGGGAAAUGUGCAAUAGCGCGGGACCUGCCUUCCCGGCAGGCGCCUGAUCCCGGGGGAGGAGGUCUCCCAGGGCUUACGGGGUGUUUCCAGGCAAACCCUUCCGCCUUUACACGAUUGUUUUCCUUUCAGUUUCCAUAAUCAAAAGGCUCCACCUUCAGAUCACCCUGCCCCCUUCUUCCCCUCCCCUCCAAGCCCUCAAACAAUAUUCCUGAGUGUGUUGUGCCUCGUCUCUGAUUCCUGCAAAGCAUUUGAUAAAAUACACGGUCUCCUUAAAAACAUACAAACCCUUUUCCUGCUGUAUUUUGCUUGUUGAGUACCAAGAUGAAACGAUUUGCCACAGAGCGGCAAAGGCGCUUCCGUUUCGCUGUAAUUACGAAUGUUGGGUUGAACGAUGCAGGCUCAAGCCCUUAUGUACACUAACUCUUCAAUCUAAUUGUUUGAUUAAACUCGUAUUUCCUCCAGAAAGGUACAUAAAUAAGUGAACUGUUGAGCAAAUUAAGAAUACUUAACAGCAUUGCAUCUGAAAAGUAGUUACGCUGAUUAAAUUUUGUGUCCUUGA